AAAACAUGAUGUUUCUUUACAAUUUUUAUUAGUUUUCUUUAGACUGUCGCAACGAAAGCAUUAUUUCCUAAUCAGUUAAUAAAAAAGUAGAAGCAAAAUGUUUAACAAGUUAUUGAAAAUCUUUUUAAUCGUAUCGGUUAUUAUGUGCGUACUGCAUCAUUCUGUUGAAGCUCAAUCCAGAGGUCGCCGAUGCGGUCAAAAUGAACAAUUCACCCAAUGUGGUAGCGCCUGCGAACCUUCAUGUAAUCGACCUCGCGCUCAAGCAUGCACUUUACAAUGUGUUAUAGGCUGUCAAUGUAGUCCAGGAUUUUUAAGAAAUUCGUCUGGAAGAUGUGUGACACCACGUGAGUGUCGAUGAUAAAAUGACUUUUAAUUCCUGUCUAGGUUCAAAUAAUUGUUAAUAAAGAUUUUUUGUGAAAAUUUAAA
This is a messenger RNA of Glossina fuscipes, 426 nucleotides long. RefSeq names its product chymotrypsin inhibitor-like. The record is from RefSeq and is a predicted model, not a curated record. Bases 98 to 358 code for a protein of 86 amino acids. NCBI's taxonomy places the organism in Eukaryota, Metazoa, Arthropoda, Insecta, Diptera, Glossinidae. The transcript is spliced from 2 exons.